GACGGCAGAGGGCGGAAUACGGGAGCUGGAGAGAGGAUGGCCGGGAGGGGGCGAAAUAGCAGGAGAACGGCGGAGACGAUCGUCAAAGCUGCUGGCUGGGUCGGUUGCUAGGUGGCGCCGAAAUCGGCCUUCGUGGUGGUUGUGAAAAGCUCCCACUCACAUUCUGGAGUUUCCCGGGGCCAUUGGAUGACGUGGCCGCCGGCCUGGCUGGGAAUCCGGGGCAGUGCGGCCCGCUCUGACACUCGAGCCGCAGGCUUGGGCCUUUGAGGCGCUUGGCCUGAGACGGUGACGCUGUAUGUCAAAAUCAUGUUGUGAGGAGUACCCCGAGAAAGCCACAGGCAGCCUCCCUUCCCCGGGCUGAGAGCAAGGAUGGAGGAGAAGUACAGUAGCAACAUCAUCUCCAACGCCCGCUUGGGCCCUGUGGAUGUGCCUGACUCCAGGUUAACUCGGUAUAUAACACUGCUGUGCCUGGCUAAGUUCCUGAAGGUUGUUGGAAUUUUUGAAUCUUAUGACCUCCUUAAAGUCGUACACAUUGUUCAGUUUGUCUUCAUAAUUCAACUAGGAUCUGCAAUAUUCUUGGUUUUGUUCCAAAAACCGUUUUCUUCAGGCAAGCCAAUCUCAAGACGGCAGUGGAUCAAGAUUAGCAAACAUGCAUUUGGUGGCUGCAUUAUUUUGCUGUUGUGGUUCUUUGGGCUCACACUUUGUGGACCAUUGAGAACAAUACUUCUGUUUGAGCACAGUGAUAUUGUGGUCAUUUCCCUACUUGGUGUGCUGUUUACAAGCUCUGAUGGAACCCCAGCAAAGACAAGAGGAACUGCAUUCUUCAUAAUUGCUGUUAUUUGUUUGUUAUUAUUUGACAAUGAUGACUUAAUGGCCAAGAUGGCUGAACACCCUGAGGGACAUCAUGACAGUGCUUUAACCCAUGCACUACAUACAGCUAUCUCUCUUCUUGGAGUUGCAGACCACAAGGGCGGGGUUUUACUGCUUGUGAUAUCGUUAUGUUUCAAAGUUGGCUUUCAUACAGCCUCCAGGAAACUCUCCGUGGAUGUUGGUGGAGCAAAGCGUCUCCAUACAUUGUCUACUCUAAUGUCGGCCCUGUUACUGUUUCCAUGGGUGGUCAUAUUGACUGCAACCACAGAGAAUAAAGUGGAAUCCUGGUCUUCCCUUAUCAUGCCAUUCGGGACAAUCAUCUUCUGUGUUCGAAUAUUGGACUUCUAUGUGGAAUCUAUAUGUUCAGCUAAAAUCGAAGUUUCAAAGUGUGCACAAUAUGGUUCAUUUCCAGUCAUUUUUGGGGCCCUACUUCUUGCUAAUUUCUGGACACAUCCAAUAACCGAUCAGCUGCGUGUGAUCAACAAACAAACCCUGCAGCAUAGUACUGAACACGUAUUGUCAGGUGGAGUUUUGGUUAGUGCUAUUUUCUUCAUACUAGCUGCUAACAUAUUAUCCUCACCUUCCAAGAAAGGUCAGAAGGGCACUCUGGUUGGUUACUCACCUGAAGGUACCCCACUGUAUAAUUUCAUGGGUGAUGCCUUACAGCAUACUUCUCAGUCUUUGCCCAAGUUUAUCAAAGAAUCCUUAAAACAAAUUCUGGAAGAGUAUGAUUCUAGACAAAUCUUCUACUUUCUCUGCCUUAACCUUACCUUCACGUUUGUCGAAUUAUUCUAUGGUGUGUGGACGAACAGCCUUGGCCUCAUUUCUGAUGGUUUCCACAUGCUGUUUGACUGUUCGGCACUAGUCUUGGGUCUCUUUGCAGCCCUAAUGACCAGAUGGAAGGCAACUCGAAUUUACUCAUAUGGAUAUGGCCGCCUUGAAAUUUUGUCUGGAUUUAUUAAUGGCCUUUUCUUAAUGGUUAUAGCAUUUUUUGUUUUCAUUGAGUCAGUGGCAAGAGUUUUUGAUCCUCCAGACAUAGACACAGAAAUGUUAACGCCAGUUUCCAUUGGGGGUUUAAUAGUGAACCUGAUUGGUAUCUGUGCCUUUAGCCACGCACAUUCCCAUGGGGGUUCUCAUAGCAGCUGUUCUUCACAUGAACAUGGCCACGGACAUGGACAUGGACAUUCGCAUAGUGACCAUGGGCAUGGAGGUCAUGGCCACAGUCACAGCCACAACCAUGGCCAUUCCCAUGGAUCUUCGACAGGAGGAAUGAAUGCUAAUAUGAGAGGAGUAUUUCUACAUGUGCUGGCAGAUACACUAGGCAGUGUUGGAGUGAUAAUCUCUUCUCUUCUGAUACGUCAAUUUGGAUGGCUAAUUGCAGAUCCUAUUUGCUCUCUCUUCAUUGCUGUGUUAAUUUUUUUAAGUGUCAUCCCACUCAUGAAAGAUGCUUGUCAGUUGUUGCUGCUACGGACACCACCAGAGUAUGAGAAACAACUCAGUAGUGCCCUUAAUAAGAUUCAGAAAAUUGAAGGUAUUAUAUCUUAUCGAGAUCCUCAUUUCUGGCGCCAUUCUGCUAGUGUAAUAGGAGGAACCAUCCAUGUGCAAGUCAUGCCAGAUGUUGUGGAGCAGAGAAUCAUACAGCAGGUCACAGCUGCUUUAAAAGAUGCUGGUGUGAAUAACCUGUCAGUUCAGGUGGAAAAGGAGUCGUACUUUCAACAUAUGUCUGGACUUAGUGCUGGUUUCCAGGACAUCCUUGCUCUGACUCAGCAAAUGGAAGCUGUAAAAUAUUUGAAAGAUGGUACCUACAUCAUGUGACAAGUCCUGAAACCUACUAAGGAGCGAUGGCAAUUCAAUGUAACAGGGAUUUAUAAAUAGUAUUUAUUUCAAGAAAAACUGAACAAAGUCAUCUGCAUUAUAUAGUUGUUUUGGAACAUUGUUGAUGUUUAUUUUCAUCCAGAUUAGUGAAUGGAAAUUUGAAUUAUAGAUCUAAAUUGUCAGCAUUAAACCCAUGGAACAACCUAUUCUUCAUUCUUAUCGCACAUCCACAGCAUUUUAAUCAUGUUUACAUUUUAUCUAAAAAGAUCAGAUAUUUUCUUGUUCUGUACAUUAUGUCACAUGAUCACAUGUUACCAAUGGUUUUGGAAAGGUAAUGAAAUUUGGUUAUACUGAGAUUUUUGUUUCUUGUGCUGAUGCUGCAUCCAGUUUGUUUUGUGUGGAAUUACUUGUUAAUAAUUGACCAACAAUUUACUGUUACCAGUUUUGUGUAAUUUGUUAUGUUUUGCAUUAUGUUUGUUAUAUGUGUACAAAUCCUGAGUAAUUUCCUUCUUGAUGAACCAUUGGAUGUAAAAUAUCAUUCUAUCCUUUACCCGCAUCUUUAAUAAGUAAAUUUAAAAAAACAAAAAAAAAACUAUAUAUGUGGCAAAUCUGAAUGGAAACUGAAAAUACUCAGCAGAUCAGGUAGCAGCUUUGGAGAGAGUCAGAUACAAGAUUUCAUCGGAUGUAAGAUAAUCAACCUGAAAUGUUAAUUAUUUUCUCUCCACUGAUGCUGGCUGUUUCUGUAUUUGUUUUCGUAAGAUAUUUAUGGAGAGGGGGAAGGGGGAUUGAAGAAAUAGCACAUACCUACCGGAAAGAAUUAAAUAGGCAUCAUUUAAUGGAUUCUGCUGCCUGUUUUUAAAAAAAGUGUAUUUUAUUUUCCCAACCAGCUCCUGAAUAUUUCCAUUGAGACUUCUCAUUUCACUCCUUUUCAUAGAUGACAGCAAAUCUGACAAAAUUACUCCCCGCAAUAAUCCAAAGAUGAUGAUGGUCUCAAUGUGACUAACUUCACCUCUUAGUUAAGAAUUUGAUGUCAAUACUCCCCAUUGGGGGAAUGUUCAACUUGUUUUCAAGUUGCUAGAAUUUAAAGUGGCACCCACAGUAUUCUAAAUUCUUGUUUGUCUUCUUUGGUCAUAGCUAAAAUAUAGCCUACUUUUUAUAAGUGUCAGAAAUAUACUUCUGUACAUAUGGUACUAAACUAUUGUAAUAGUCACACGUGAAUCUAGAAAAUAAUAUUCUAUUCCAAUAAUCUUAGAUUGUUUAAUAUUUCCCUGUCUCUCACCCUAAGUCUUCAUGUAAACAAAGUUAUUGCAAAAAUAAGACCAGGGUAUGUAUUUUUAUUAAAAUGAAACAAUUUAUUCG
Mobula hypostoma (lesser devil ray) is the source of this 4044-nucleotide messenger RNA. It is a transcript of the gene slc30a5, whose product is annotated as solute carrier family 30 member 5. Gene Ontology annotation, cellular component: Golgi apparatus; cytoplasmic vesicle; membrane. Gene Ontology annotation, biological process: zinc ion import into Golgi lumen; intracellular zinc ion homeostasis. Gene Ontology annotation, molecular function: zinc ion transmembrane transporter activity. Lineage: Eukaryota; Metazoa; Chordata; Chondrichthyes; Myliobatiformes; Myliobatidae. The record is from RefSeq and is a predicted model, not a curated record. Bases 370 to 2685 code for a protein of 771 amino acids. The transcript has 16 exons.